CGCUCUGCGUCCAGCCGGGUCUCAGGUCUCACGUGGCCUCGAGGAGACAGCAGCACAGAAGAGCCCCGCACAUCCUCAGAGGGCCAAUGAAUCAGUCUGAACCUGCAGAGGAGUUUAAGCUCCAACCUUCAGAUGGAGCUGUGCCAGCAGAUGGUACAGAGCUACAGGAGAUAUCUGCUGACAUGGCCAAGAUGUCUGAUGGGACUCCUAAUCAGCCAGCAGGGUUUGAUAUGAUCUACAGAAUCGAGGACGUCCCGCCAUGGUAUCUGUGCGUGCUGCUGGGACUGCAGCACUACCUGACAUGCUUCAGUGGAACUAUUGCUGUACCAUUCCUAUUGGCUGAAGCCAUGUGUGUGGGGGAGGACCAGUACACUGUCAGCCAGUUAGUGGGCACCAUCUUCACCUGUGUGGGGAUCACUACGCUCAUUCAGACUACAUUUGGUGUCAGGUUGCCUUUGUUCCAGGCGAGUGCUUUUGCCUUUCUCAUCCCUGCUCAGGCAAUUUUGAGGCUGGAAAGAUGGAAAUGUCCUCCUGAAGAGGAGAUUUACGGAGAUUGGUCUAUUCCUCUCAACACGUCUCAUAUUUGGCACCCACGAAUACGAGAGAUUCAGGGCGCUAUCAUUGUGUCCAGCUUGAUUGAGGUGGUCAUAGGAUUCGCUGGAAUCCCUGGGAUCCUGCUUAACUCAAUCGGGCCCCUGACUGUCACCCCCACAGUGUCCCUUAUCGGCUUGUCUGUCUUCCAGACGGCGGGAGACCGCGCAGGCAGCCACUGGGGCCUGUCUCUGCUGUGCAUCUUUCUUAUUGUUUUGUUCGCUCAGUAUCUAAGGAAUUGGGCUUGUCCUUUCCCAGCGUAUUCCAGAGAAAAAGGCUGUCACGUCACACAUGUGCAAAUAUUCAAGAUGUUUCCCAUCAUCAUGGCUAUCAUGGUGGUAUGGCUGGUUUGCUAUAUUCUCACCCUGACGGAUGUGCUGCCGAAUGAUCCAGAACGGUACGGCUACAAGGCUCGCACUGACUCCCGGGGCGAUAUUAUGACCCGUGCGCCGUGGUUUCGUUUCCCCUAUCCAUGUCAGUGGGGUUUACCGACAGUGACGUUAGCAGGAGUGCUAGGCAUGUUUAGUGCCACUCUGGCUGGUAUUGUUGAGUCUAUCGGGGAUUAUUACGCCUGCGCUCGCCUCUCUGGAGCUCCACCUCCUCCUGUGCAUGCUAUCAAUAGAGGGAUCUUUACAGAGGGAGUGUGCUGCAUCAUAGCUGGGCUGCUGGGCACAGGAAAUGGAUCUACCUCUUCCAGUCCUAACAUAGGGGUGCUUGGCAUUACAAAGGUGGGGAGUAGGAGGGUGAUACAGUAUGGAGCAGGAAUAAUGUUUUUAUUGGGAACUAUUGGGAAGUUCACCGCCCUGUUUGCCUCCUUACCUGACCCUGUCCUUGGAGGGAUGUUCUGCACCUUGUUUGGUAUGAUCACAGCUGUUGGACUGUCAAACCUACAGAGUGUGGAUCUGAACUCUUCCAGAAAUCUUUUUGUUCUGGGUUUCUCCAUGUUUUUUGGCCUCAUGUUGCCUAAUUACCUGGACACUCAUCCUGGCAGCAUUCAAACAGGUGUGGCAGAGCUGGACCAAAUCAUCACAGUGCUCCUGACAACAGAGAUGUUUGUAGGGGGAUUUCUAGCGUUUGUACUUGAUAACACAAUCCCAGGCACUAGAAAAGAGCGAGGUCUGGUAGAAUGGGCGGCUGAGAGUUCUUCAGGAGCAGGAACAGUAAAAACUGACACAUAUGACUUUCCAGUUGGGAUGGGACUGGUCCGGAGGCUGGGCUGCCUGCGCUACCUGCCAAUCUGUCCCACUUUCCAGGGUUUUAAGCCAUCAUGCCGCAAAUAUGAGGAGGAGGACAUAAAAAUAAAUGGAGGUGUGACUGAUGCUCCAGGUGAAACAGUCUGCACCAAAAUUUAGCUAAAUUGUUUUUUCUUUUCACAACUGAACACUAAUUUGUAUCACAAACAAGCAAGAAAAAUGCUCCAUUAAAGAAUGGGUGCAUAUAUUUAAAGUAAAACUUGGAUGAAGAUUGAGGUUAAAUGGUCUUUGUUCAUAUAACAUCAAACCAAAUGUGAAAUUUGAUUAUAAAGCAUUAGAUAUUUUACUGAAAUUACUUCAAAAGAAAAUUAAAGUCAUGUUUUUUUUUUCCUUUCUUUUAUUACCUCUUGAUUGUGUACAAAAUAUGCAAGUGAUUAACACUAAACAGAAAUCAGGUGUUCAGAAA
This is a messenger RNA of Megalobrama amblycephala (Wuchang bream), 2250 nucleotides long. RefSeq names its product solute carrier family 23 member 1 (gene slc23a1). The record is from RefSeq and is a predicted model, not a curated record. Gene Ontology annotation, molecular function: transmembrane transporter activity. Gene Ontology annotation, cellular component: membrane. The transcript has 14 exons. Gene Ontology annotation, biological process: transmembrane transport. The coding region runs from base 87 to 1943 and encodes 618 amino acids. Lineage: Eukaryota; Metazoa; Chordata; Actinopteri; Cypriniformes; Xenocyprididae.